This is a messenger RNA of Psylliodes chrysocephalus, 7157 nucleotides long. The record is from the annotation of a GenBank genome assembly. NCBI's taxonomy places the organism in Eukaryota, Metazoa, Arthropoda, Insecta, Coleoptera, Chrysomelidae.
AAAAAUUCAAAACAAACGGUGUGUCAAAAUGGGUUCGAGGAUUUUACAAUUUAAUUAAAUCAUGUAUUUCUAAGCAAAUAAACUAUUAUUAAAACCUUGAUUGGUUGUAAUUAAAGAUGGGUGGACUGUUGAUACUUAUUAUUGUAAUUUGUGUGGUGUUCUUUACGCUAUCAUGGAUUCUUCCAAUGAUAAUUUCAUGGCAUUUCGAAAAGAAAUACCAAGUAGCUUUGAAAAUAGGAAGAAUAGGGUUACCAUACCUGAAACUAUGUGAUAUAAACUUAUCCAAAAAUGGUUUUACAAUACAUAUAGAUGAAAUCGGUGUAAAAAGUAGCUUUUUAAAUUCGGAUUUAACAAAACUAGUCACUUUAAUGGUUAAAGAUGUUCGUAUUAAUAAGGAUUUAAGUACAAAAAAAGUGGAAGAAAUAUCUACUAACGAUAAAAUAAUAGAUUUUAGGGAGAAACAAGUACCUCACUUUAUCAAUAGUUUUGCACAAUUCAUGGCUGUGCACGUUUAUAACAUAUCAGCAAUAUUGCUCCGAUCAGAAACACCAGGGUGUCUUGUACAUGCCACAGCAACUGAACUACAUCUGGACGGGAGCAUUUUAAAAAACGCCAAAUCUUUAUUGGUAACACUAAACCUCAUGGAGGCGGAAAUAAAGGUUCUUAGACAUGCGGAACAGCUAGUGAAAGAAGCUCGUUUAGCAGAAUUUAGCUUUGGGAUAUCAUUAGAGACAAUUUUGGUUGCUCAAGGACCACUAUCUGUUGAGAAACUACAUGUGAAGAUGUCUCAAAGUAGUGCAAUCAUCAACGGGGCUUUUUAUAACAUAGCUCAUAAUUCUAAGAGGACAGGAACUGACAAGGACCCGAUUUGUAAUAAUUCAUGUCCUGAAGAUGAUAUUUUUAGAAGAAUACAACCAAUUAUUCCAAAGAAUUGUUCUUUAUACAUCGACGAUACUUGCUUGACUGGUGUCAAAGAUAACGGACAAAUCGAAUAUAAUUCAUCCCUUAAAAAUUUAGCUCUGAAUUAUCGAUCGAUGUUUCCAGAAAACGGUAUAAACGACAGUUCUUCCGUGCUUUUUAACUUUUACAUGGCAGAUUUGCUACUGUUGAACAGUAGAGAGAAACUUUUGGAAAUGAAACAUCUCAAUGUUGACGCAAAGCUGAGAGAAUACAUCCUGAACGUCUACUUACAGCAAAACAGCCUUUUGCUAACGUACGACCACAAUACGAUCCACAAAUGGGUAUGCACGAAUUUCCCGCAAAGCAAACCUAGAAACCAAUCGAUGAAUCUACGUCAUUCGGAAAAAGUUGAAAAAGACGAUACCAGAUUGAUCAUAAAGCAAAGUACGGUUUUUGAAAAAAUUAUAGAAAAACUGUGCAUCAAUUUUUGCGCCGAAUUUACCCAAAUGUUGGCUAUGGUCCGAUUGAAGGACCAGAACUCUUCGAUCGGAUUUAACAAGGUUAGGUUCAUGUUGGAUCAAUCGCAGGAGACCAGAGGAGCAUUUUGCAAAACGUAUCUUCCAAACCUGCUUCUCCAAAAUCGACAUUGGACAGUAGACUUUCUGGUGGAAUCGUUAUGGUGGUCGUUCAAAGAAUGGUCCCAGGACACCAACAUGUCCAAAGUGAUGCAUAUUUGGGGCACACCGUUGUACCUCGGCAUGGGCAUAGUCAAAUUUACUACCGCUCUAAAUCAGGAGAUCAAAAUGGAAUCGCUGUUGGACAUUGUUCAAUUGGAAUGGUCGCUGGAUUUGGCCGAUUAUGUCCUAUUGGCUUUAAGAUGUUUCAAGCAGUACGGUCAAAUUAAAUUAAAAUUGCCAGUUCCUAGGAAGGAAGUGAGCGAGCAAGAUGUUCAAAAAUUGUCUAUGCAUCUGGUGGUUACACAUUUUAACUUUUUCUUGCAGUCGCAGAAUAGAGAAUAUUUUGUGACCCGUUUGAACACCAUCAGCCUGGACAAGAGCCCGACCUCGAUCAACGUCAAAUUCGAGGAAUUCAAAAUGUUCAGUUUGAACAACAACGGCGACUACUAUACCUGCAUCAGAACCGAAGACAUAUCCAACUACAAGGCCUUCGUGAAAACCACUUGCUUGGAAAUGAGGGAAAACAAGGCAGUGACUCUGACGCUUUUGGAUAACGUCGUCACCUACUGGUCGACGAAUUUCCACAUGAAGAGCCUGUUACUGUUCAGAGAUAUGAGGGACUUCGCUUGCGGAGUCGCGGAAGAACUGGGCAUUGAAAGUUUGGAGAAAAAGAGCAAGGAGAAGUACGUGAGCAAUUUGAACGUGUUUGGAAAGUUUGAGUUUCACAUUGAUAUCGGUCCCGAUCACAAAGCUAAAAUAUCUUUAGACGAACUAAUACUGACUAAAAAACUGGAAGACUCCAAACACCCGUCAGACAUCUACCUAAACACCUCAUUGGUCAUUUCCAUCGACGACGCCGAGAUAUUCACGAUCAAAGGCAUCAAUUUUCGCCCGAUAAAAUCCCACCCGAUCAUCGCAGCAGAACGCUCAGACGUCGACAGCUUCGUCGUGCCGUUCAACAAGACUUGGGGAUUAAACAUCGAUCUCUUCAAGGCCGUCUUCCCUUACGAACACAACUUCGCCGAAGCCUAUCAAAACCAAUUCGUCUCCGUCUUUAAAUGGUUGAAAAUCGUGCAUAACCUCAAAACGGAUCGGUCCUUAGAACGACCGCUGCCCAGCGAUUUGCUUAUUAACGUCAAGGAGUUUCUGUUCGAAAUGAGCGACGAUCCGUACGAGGUGAAGUUGCGUGAUAAUUUCGAAUUACUGGAAGACGAGUAUAACGAGAGCUUGAAGAGGCAAAAAAUGCUUAAAGAUAAGAUCGCAGACUUGUUGAAAACGCAUUUGCACAUGCCCGCCGGCAAGGUGGAAGAGUUGUACGCCACAUUGAAGAAGAAAAACGCCGAAAUUUACAUUCAGAGAUCGAAAUUGAUGUACAAAGCGUCUCCGCCUCGAACGAGACUGUUCGCUUGGAGUAUGACGAACGUGGAAAUACUUAUCAUGGCCGAUCCGACGAUACACGGUAACGAAAACGUGAUCAAAACGAUGAGGGAAAUCGACUACGACACGCCCUGGCCGGAACCCGAAGAACAAAUGGAUUUUUCCACUUUGUGGUGUCGCGUGGUGUCUUUCAGAUGCGCCGAAUGGAAAUUCAUGUUGAGAGAUUUUCCGCAACCGUUGAUGAACAUCCGAAAGUGUUAUAUUUGCGGACAGCUCGUAGGUGCCGAGCAAGUUGCUCCAAAAAGAGCUAUUCGCACAGUGGUGGUACAAUUAGGGGAGCCUUUCGAACCGUACGUCAUCGAAAGGGGCAUGUUGCCUUUAAAAUACUACCACGAUUUUAACUGCGAAAUCGAGUCAUUCAGCUACGCCUUUGGACCAUGUUGGGAACCUGUAAUCGCCCAGUGUAAUCUGAAUUUCAACCAAAUUUCUGCCCCAUCGAGAGAUCCAUCACCUCCUCUGUCAUUCUGGGAUAAAAUGAGGCUGUUACUGCAUGGCAGGCUUACCAUGGUGGUACAGCAACUGACAGUUUUGCUACACGGGUCUUUAGAUCCAUAUAACACCACCGAAGAAAUGGCAUUGACUUGGGAAAAAGUGGUAAUGGAUUGGACUAAUGCAAAAUUUGUGUACAAAGGCGAUUUGAACGUUUACGUCAGAACGGCUUCUAAAUACGACGAUGUCCAGCUAUUAAAAUUACCUAAUUUAAAAUUAAUUUUGGGCAUACAAUGGGUUUGCCUCGGCAAUCCGAAUGAUCAUCACAGCGUCGUACAAUGCGCACCAGAUAAAGUACCCGAAUAUUCUAGCAAUCAGGUACACGACUCUUUCAGGGCGUUCCGAUCCCAGAACGUCAACCUCAGCAUAGUUUUAGAAACGCGUCCGGUACCGAACGAGCCCAACAGCUGCCCGAUUUUGCUUCUGUACGGCAGCACGUUGAGGUGGAUCGAAAGCUUGAAGAUGAUAUUGUCGGGCGUUACUCGACCCACAAAAAGAGGUCGAAUAUUCAAUAAUCUUAGACCUAGGAAGACGCAGCUCAGUCGACAUUACAAAAAGAUUCAUUUAUUGAUGGGUUUGCAUAAAUUCCAAGUAUGUUAUUGGAUGUCGUUUGCCAUGCAAAGGGGUUGUGAGUUAUAUGGUGGUCGAUUGUCAUCAAGUGCUGAGCACACCUUAUCGCUGAUAGCGAUCGACGAUGGGCUGAAGCAUCGCCCGAAAGCGGAAUGGUCGGUGGUAUACAUGAAUUCCGAACUAAACGAUUUCGAAAUAUGGCUGAAAAGCGCUUUGCACGACGAAAUGGAAAUAGAACUACCGACGCCUCGACAACCGGUCGAAAAAUGUUACUGUCUAUCGGUGGCCAAAGUGUCCUACGGCAGAGAGACGGUGGUGCACGGUCAAGAACGGAACAAAGACGUUCCGACGCAUCGAUUGGUGGUGUACGAUUUGAAGGGGGCGUGGACGAACAGUAACAGGAACGUCGCUUUCGCUUUGUUCGACACUUUUAUGAAAACUAUGAGGAUGAAAAAAAAUCUGUCUACCGACGCCUUAAAAGGUUUCAGAAAGGAUAACAGCACAACUCCUUUGAAGAGAAGGAACACAGACGCGUCCAAUACCCCUCCCAAUAAUUCUAUUCAAACCAUUCAGUCAGCUACGGCUGUCCAGGAUACACCGUCGCCGAUCAGCAAAUUACAAUCGGGUCAUGCGGCUAAUAUGUUACAGCAACUUAUAGCUGAAGCUGAUAAUAAUUCCGUAGUUUACAGCGACGAUUUAUCCGCGACGUCCAGACAGCAACACUUGCAAGGACUGCAAGCCUGCCAACAAGACGAUAUCCUCCACAAAAAUUGGCAGAUCACUUUGGUCAACGGGCAGGUGUUACUAAAAGGUUGCGAAACCAAAGGUUAUGUGAUAAUGAGCGCAGCUAAAGCCGAGAUCGUUCAAAGGAUACACAGACCAGCUUGGAAAGAUCGAACGUUGGUGUCCAAAACUACUUGGGUAGGAACGUUAGAAUGUAUGCAGUACUACGCCACCGUGAACGCGGGCGAAAACGACACGGCCGACGAGAAUAUUAUGUGGCUGACGGUUGAUAACAUUCAAGAAAAGGAAUCUGCCGAGAUUUCGGAACCGUGCGAGGUUCCGAAUUUGGUAGGCAGUGGCGUUUCAGUGGGGGCUGUAGUUAGCGAUACCGUAGGACCUAGUGCUUCGAGACAGUUACAAAGGAUCGUUUCUCGUUGCAAAUGUGAAUUUUUCUACGCCGAUUACGGUGAUAUCAGCGUCGAUCCCGAAGGAAUUGGAGAAAUUCCACCGCCGCCACAAGAAGAGGUGGGACCGUGGGAAAGCAGGCAGUCUGCUGUGGACGCUUUCACUCUUAUGCACUACGACCUUGAUGUUUGCACGAAUUCAUUGCAGUACGCGAUGUUAUUGGACGUGGUGAACAAUCUUCUGCUCUAUGUGGAACCUCAUAGGAAGGAAGCUUUGGAAAAAUUGGCACGUAUGAGGUUUAAAUUGCAGUUGCACAGCGUCGAAGAUCAAAGAAAGCCCAUACAGAAUCAACAAACUUUAGUCAGAAGUACUCAAAGUAAAUUGAGGAGGUUGGAAAAAGAGACGUACUUGGUUAACAAGGCGUUAGAAGAAACCCCGGACGAUAUCGAAUUGAGGCAGGAAUCCGACAGGCUCGAGAGAUCGAUGUACGAAUGCAAGAAUCAAUUGACAGCACAAAGCGAAGAGCUAGAUAUGAUGUUGUCGUGUUUUAAGGAAACGCAGUUACUGGCUAACGCUCGUUUAGCGACGACGCGAAGCGACAAACCGUUGACGGUCGUCAGGGCUAACGAGAUUUGUUUCAAGCACGCGCAAUGGCGGUUAACGGAAGCCGACGGGCAGAUUGGUAUAGCAGAUUUGGUGCUCAGCAGCUUUUUGUAUACAAAGAAUUCUAAAAGUGACGAUUCUGUUGAACAUUUAAUGGAACUCGCUUAUUUAAGAAUGACGAAUCUGUUACCCAACGAAAUUUACAAAGAAGUCCUUUGUCCCACGGAAAUACAAUUCGACAUGCCCAUAGAACACAAGAAAGUACUAAGGAUAUUUUGCAGAGAAAAACCUCCUGUUGGUGGAAUUUCAGUCAAAGAGAUAUUCGAAAUAAAUUUAGUUCCUUUAACCAUAGGCCUGACGAAGAAAUUUUACAUCACGAUGAUGAAAUUCUGUUUUCCCGAGAGAGAAACGGAAAAUAACGAUUUCAACGAUAGAGCUAGCGAAGACGGUGAAUUGGAACAGAAGGGAAAGAAAACCAGAGGCAGAAGAAAUCGCGAUUCAAAUUUUUACGUUCACAUCGACGAUGUUGAGAAGAUGAAAGAAAGGGCCGAAAAGAACAAACUGUUCGUUUAUAUUAAAAUUCCGGAGGUGCCGGUGAAGUUGAGCUACAAAGGAACGAAGGAAAAAAAUUUGGAAGAUCUCAGAGAUUAUUCCUUGAUUAUUCCGACUUUAGAGUAUCAUAAUAUGACGUGGACGUGGUUAGAUAUGCUGAUGGCGAUUAGAAAUGACAGCAAGCGCGUCAUUCUGUCACAGGCUAUUAAGCAAAAGUUACAACUUAAAAGAAAUACAGGAUCUGCAGAUGAAAGUUCGGUUCCUCAAGAAGAAGAUAAAGCUAGAAUGUUGUUUGGUACCCGACACGCGCCGGAAAAUAGAAGCAUGAGAAAAGGAGUUUUCCGUUUCAACAAAUGACGAAUAAGCAAGAGGUUAUAAAAUUUCUGGCAACCUUGGAACGUGUGGCGGUGACGGCGUUACUAAUGUGAUUAAUAGAAAAGUGAUACAACUGGUUGCAAGAAUGUAUCAGCCUGAUAAACUUUGAAAGAUGAUUUUAGACAGGGGCGGCUCCAGGAGUGAAAAUUAUUACGAUUUAUGGGCCUUUUAUUCAAAAAAAUAUGUUAAGAAGGGAAUGGCUAGUCAAUGUCCCCCCCUCCCGAAAAUUCGUCUUGGAGCCGCCUUUGUUUUUAGAUGAAUAAUUUGAAAUUAAUGUCUUUCAAACAGAUCACAUUUUCAAGUUCUGUCAAAAUUUAUCAGACUCGUAAAUUUUAAUAGGUACUUUAGCAACCGGGUGAUAGUAUUUUAUUUAUAUACAGAGAGGUAUAUCAAACCAAAAAAAUGAAAGUAUUAUUUAUUUUUUAA